Molecule: messenger RNA, 1635 nt
Organism: Rhizoctonia solani
Lineage: Eukaryota; Fungi; Basidiomycota; Agaricomycetes; Cantharellales; Ceratobasidiaceae
Product: HbrB domain protein
Exons: 3
Coding region: 1-1635 (544 amino acids)
Biological process (GO): TORC2 signaling
Cellular component (GO): TORC2 complex
Source: RefSeq, a predicted model, not a curated record
AUGCUCAAGUCUCGUCGAGAUGCCCCGCCCAUAUCCAACCCCAGGGCCGCGUCGCCAUUGCCCCCUCGCCGCUCGCACGACUCACGUCCAGAGUCCCCUCUGCCGUUUUUCGAUUCCGAAAGACGCAGAUCUAACUCGGACGGCACGGCACCCACUCCGCGACCUCCUCCUCGUCCCCUUGCUGUACACGUGCCCUCGCCUGUCCAGGAAAACACUACUGGCGCCGGAGGCUCAAUAUCAUCGUCAUCUGAUCAGCGAAUAAGGCCGACUCCGCCUCCACAACGCUCUGGUACCUCUAGUACCGGCACAUCCUCCCUUUUUGUUGCCCAUAGUAUCGGAAUGUCCCGUUCACAGGGCGGCACACCUCGAGAUCCAGCUUCUGGUUCGGUAUCUUCCUCCCCAAUGAAUGCUGCUCGAGCAUCUCCCGUCAAGGCCAGGGGUGCUUAUGACCCCAAGCUUCUCGUGCGCGAGAUGGACCGACUCGGUGCAGUACCCAGUGCAAAUACGUCCACUCUCUCGUUACCCUUGAGUAGCCAGCCGUUGUCAAGCAUAGCUGGAGGUGGUUCCAUGCUUAAUUCGACGACCUCGGAUACGGCACCGUAUCAGGAACUCCAUGUUCAUGUCCUGCCUCUUUUCAACUCGGAGAACCUGAGGCUGCCUAUAGAAGAACUGAACACGCUUGUCAAGCAGCAUAUCCAAGCAGUAAUAUCCAGAGCCCCUAGUCGCGCCCUUGCCGCACUCGAGCAAGACGUUAAGGAGUUGGCCAACAUGGGUAUGAUCACACUCAACGCGAAAUUACUGGGGCUGGAAGAGGAAACGCUGUUAACUAGAGUGGUGCAAAUAUGGGGGUUCUUCUGGGACCAAGUGCUCCCAUACCUUGAGGGAGUUUUCCUUCCCCUACAGACCGAAAAAAUACUUCAAAACCUUGCACGGAACCCAAAAACCGUUCGUCCUGGCUCGCCUGGAUCUCCGGUACAUGACCUUCCUGGUGUAGCCCCUCUUGUCGGAUGUACGACAAUCGACGUUCGCAAUGUAGUUUUGCAAUCAUUUCGAGAUUCGAUAAUAUGCCCUAUAUGGCAAAAACUCUAUGAUCAACUCGUAGCAAUGGGGAAAGAUCCGGAAGCCAGUGCCUCAUUAGGUGACAGGUCUGCUCGUCUCCAACAAAUGCUUCUUGUCCUUUCAUCGGCGUCGUCGAGAUCCAUCUUGCUAUCCCAGUCCUCGCAGAUAUCUCCAAUGAACCCGGGAGAAGAAGGAGUUACACAUCUUUUGCGAGCAAUCCUUCGCGUUCGCGCACUUUCAAAUUCGGGAGGCGCACAACCUCACCAACGCUUCGCGCCCCCUCCUGCGCUUGGGUUCGGUGGCCCUUCAGCUGGUACAGGUGCAGCCGGAAUGCUCUUUGGAGCAACGCCCCGAGACCGCCGUGGCAAGAUCGGACACAAAGAACCUGCCCAGCGUGACGGAAUGGUGUUUGCUGAUGACGGGGAUGCAGAUGUAUUCGCACCCUCACGGGACGAGAUCGAAACCAAGGAUCGCCAGAAGGAGCGGCAAUUCUUGGACUCCCUCAAGUCACCCGUGCCACAAAAUGAAGUUGGCGCGGGUCUCCAGAUAGUAAAAAACCAGCGCCAAGAGCGCUAG